Molecule: messenger RNA, 2940 nt
Organism: Monodelphis domestica (gray short-tailed opossum)
Lineage: Eukaryota; Metazoa; Chordata; Mammalia; Didelphimorphia; Didelphidae
Gene: VEGFC
Product: vascular endothelial growth factor C
Biological process (GO): sprouting angiogenesis; induction of positive chemotaxis; positive regulation of protein phosphorylation
Cellular component (GO): membrane
Molecular function (GO): growth factor activity; vascular endothelial growth factor receptor 3 binding; chemoattractant activity
Source: RefSeq, a predicted model, not a curated record
UAGGGGGGCGGGAGGGGGUGUCUCCCGCGGGAUCUCCGCCAUGCUGGUGAUGACUUUCACUUGGAACUCUCACUUACAACUCCCAGGCUGAGCCAAAACCAGUAACUAAGGGAGGCAAGAAGAGGCUUGCAAAGAGCUGGAGGGGUUCCGGGGACUUGCAAAAACCCACAAGGGGUGGAUUCAGAUCUCUCAAGUUCACCCAUUUCCCCAUUCCCUGCAACUUUACCCUGCUCUGCCACACAAGUCUAAAGCUCGGGAAGAGAAAAUUGCCGCCUUUCCUACUAGGGACCGGCCAGCCCCCGAGGGGCUGAGGUUUCUGCUCUGGCAGCCAGGAUGAGGCAAGGGGACUAAAGGGGGAGGGGGAGGGGUAAGCCGGGGGUGGGGUGGGAGGGAAGCGUGAGCGAGAGAGGUUUCCGAGGGAAAGUGAGAGGGGAGGGAGGACAGGGCUCACCCGCUCCCUCCGUCAGCCGCUUUCUCUCACAUAAGCGCAGGCAGAGGGCGCAUCAGUCAUGCCCUCCCCCUGCGACCGCCGCUGCUGCUGCUGCCGCCGCUACUGCGGCCGCCGCACAGCUCCACGCGCUGAGGACCGCCGAGCACCCGGGACCCUGCAGCCGCUUCUGCUGCCGCCCCCGCCGCCGUCGCCACUGCUGACUGUGCUGCCAGUGCUACCCGUGCUGCCAGUGCCUCUGCCAGGAGCCCCAGGGCUGGCCAAGGCAGGGGACUAAGACGCAACCACCUUCUCCUCGCUGCUCCUGCCCCCCACCCCCCAAAAGCCUCAGAACCCCCAAGCAGACUCUCCAGCUGCCGUUCCCUGGGGGAUUACUCCGGGGAAAGGAGGGAGGGGGUGGGGGGAACAAUCUACGGAGUUUAAGACUUUUUGAGGGGGGUGUUUAUGUACUUCCCCCCUCCCCAAAGAACAACAAAAGGAGGGGGUGACUUUUCCUCUCUCUCUCUUGCUCUCCUUUCACGUCCCAGUCUCCUGAAUGAGGAGAACUCGGAUGUCCGGUUUCCUGUGAGAGUUUUUACCUGACAAGCUCCGACUUUCCCUAGCAGUUACUUGGAGAGCAACUUGAAAAAAGUUUGGAGCCCCCGCGCAACGGAGCCACCACCGCUGCCGCCUCUUGUCCGUCCCCCAGGCUUUUUACUGGCUGGAUAUUGGGAGCAAGGAAAACCAGGAGCGCUCACCAUUGCAGGGGCACCCAAGCCCCCACCCCCUGCCCCCCCGUAAACGCACUAGUCUCCCCCACCCCUUCCCCACCCCGCCCCAACCCCCCUAAGAAGCCUGUUCACCAUGCACUUGCUGGGAUUAUUCUCCCUGAUCUGUUCCCUGAUUGCUGCAGCUCUGCUCCUGGGACCUCGGGCGCCGGCCGCAGCUGCGGCUUAUGAGUCGGGACUGGGCUAUUACGAGGAAGAACCGGAUCUGGGGGAGACGAAGGAUCAUGCAAGCAAAGAUCUGGAAGACCAGUUGCGAGCUGUGUCCAGUGUGGAUGAACUCAUGACAGUACUUUAUCCAGAAUAUUGGAAAAUGUUCAAAUGUCAAUUGAGGAAAGGAGGCUGGCAGCAAAACGGAGAGCACUCUGGUCCUGACACAACAAGAGAAGAUAAUGUCAAAUUUGCUGCAGCACACUAUAAUGCAGAGAUUUUGAAAAGUAUUGAUAAUGAGUGGAGAAAGACUCAGUGCAUGCCACGUGAGGUGUGUAUAGAUGUGGGGAAAGAGUUUGGAGCAGCAACAAACACCUUCUUUAAACCUCCAUGUGUAUCCAUCUACAGAUGUGGAGGCUGCUGCAACAGUGAGGGACUGCAGUGUAUGAACACCAGCACAAGUUACCUCAGCAAGACGUUGUUUGAAAUUACAGUGCCGCUCUCCCAUGGUCCGAAGCCAGUUACCAUCAGUUUUGCCAAUCAUACCUCCUGCAGAUGCAUGUCCAAACUGGAUGUUUAUAGACAAGUUCAUUCAAUUAUUAGACGUUCCCUGCCAGCGACACAGUCACAGUGCCAUGCAACAAAUAAGACGUGCCCCAAAAACCAUAUCUGGAACAAUCACAUCUGCAGAUGCCUGGCUCAGCAAGAUUUUAUUUUCUCCUCCAGUACUGGAGACAGUGAUACGUCAGAUGGAUUUCAUGAUAUCUGUGGACCCAACAAAGAACUGGAUGAAGAAACCUGUCAGUGUGUAUGCAAAGGAGGUUUGAGACCUUCAAGCUGUGGCCCCCACAGAGAACUGGACAGAAACUCCUGCCAGUGUGUGUGUAAAAACAAACUUCUACCCAGCUCAUGUGGAGCCAACAGAGAAUUUGAUGAAAAUACAUGCCAGUGUGUAUGUAAGAAAAGAUGCCCAAGGAAUAUGCCACUAAAUCCUGCAAAAUGUACCUGUGAAUGUACAGAAUCUCCAGGUAGAUGUUUAUCAAAAGGAAAGAAGUUUCGGCAAAACAACUGCAGUUGUUACAGACCACCAUGUCUGGUUAAAAUGAAGCAUUGUGAGCCAAGAUUUUCCUUCAGUGAAGAAGUAUGUCGUUGUGUCCCUUCACAUUGGAAAAGACCGCACAUGAACUAGAUGGCACCAUCUGCUAGUUGAACAUACAGUUUCCCAUGAGGAAAAUCAGACUAUAGUGCUAUCAUUUGGAACUCUUGAUAGAGACCUUGUUGGGGCCAUGGUAACAAAGACCGAAAUGAUCUUUCCUGAACAAUAUGGAUGGGACUUAUUUGCAUAAAGAACUCAUUUAAGGACCCGUUUUCUGCCAAUGACCAAACAGCCUAGGUUUUUUUUUUCCUUUGUGAUUUUUUAAAAAAGAUAAUGACUAUAUAAUUUAUUUCCACUAAAAAUAUUGUGCAGCAUUCCUGUUUAUAGCAAUAACAAUUGUUAAAGCUCACUGUGAUCAAUAUUUUUAUAUCAUGCAAAGUAUGUUUAAAAUAAAGUGAAAAUGUAUUAUAAACUCUUAAUAA